ACAAGCAGCAGUUUGAAAUUAAAUGGCCCAAAAAAAUGAAAAUGUAGUUUCUAGGGAGAAGGAGCUGUUAGAGAGGCAAGUCACAAGAAGAGGAGGUGGGCAAGCAAGCAGAGAAGACCAAGACCAACGUGAAGAAAUUGAGCAAACUUCAAAGGUGAGCAUUCCUAUGGAGGAGAGACUCAAAAAAUUCAGGGAAGAAGCAGCAGAAGAAGAAAGGUCAUCAACUCAGGCUCAAAAUAUCAAACCAAAGAUCCAAAGGGUUCCCUUCAUGCUCCGAGAGUACAAAAAUUUCGACAAAUACUACGAGCCAAGGGUAGCUGCCAUCGGUCCUUUCCACCAUGGUAACCCAAAGUACGAGCAGGCAGAGAAAGUCAAGCGUUACUUAGCUGCGAAAUUUGUCAAAGACAGUGAACAGAAUGAUGAAGAUUUCCUCAAGAAGGUUGAGGAGAACAUCAAGGAACUAAGGGAGUGCUAUGAUGAGGAAGCAACAAAGAAAUAUGACGACGAUUCCCUCACGUGGAUGCUGUUCAUUGAUGGGUGCUCGACUCUGGAAUUCAUAUACAAAUAUGAAGAGUUAGAAUCUUUUAAGAUCAAGAGAGACCAGGUGGCCUUUGCAGAACAGGACAUGUUCUUGCUAGAGAACCAACUUCCUUAUCAACUCCUCAAGCUGCUGAUGCUGGUGCUCUCGAGCAGCAAACAUGAGCACUUGAAGGAGUCAAUCGAGAGCUUUGUUCAGAUGCACGGCGUUGCACCAAGUGAGAAUCAGAAGCCACAACAAGGUGCACGAAAACUGGAAGAGAAGCCACCACAACCGGGAGCAGGCGGAGCACAAAACACGCAACCGCGUGCUGAUCAAGUAAGAGUAAGCGUGGAACCAGAGCCAACUCAUCUUCUUGAGCUUCUUCUGACAAGAAUGCUAGGAUAUCCACCUAAGAAAAGUGAGACAAGUGCAAGUGCCCAACCGGAAGCAGUCGGAGCACGAAACACGCAACCUCAUCUUCUUAAGAAUCUUCGGACAAAAAUGAAAGGAUAUCUACCUAAGAAAAAAAGAAAGUCACGUGCCCAAUCUUUUCGCAAUGUACAAGAGCUUCAGGCAGCCGGGAUCCAUUUUAGGCAUAGCAAGGAGGGCAACUUUUUGGGCAACAUAUAUUUUAAGAGCUAUAUAUGCUGUGGGUUCCUUUAUAUUCCUAAAAUAAAAGUAGACGAUUCUAUGGGGCCUAAAUUCAUGAACUUGAUAGCCUAUGAAAUGUGUCCCGAUUUCCAGAACGAUUUCGGGGUCACCUCUUACAUAAGCUUCCUCGAUUCGCUCAUCGAUCAUCCGGAUGAUGUGAAGCAUCUGAGGAAAAAGCACAUACUUCGAAACUUACUUGGGAGUGACGAGGAGGUGGCUAAACUCUUCAAUGAGAUAGGCACUGACUUGGUGCCUAACAAUGCAAUUUACAGCAAAGUUAAACGCGACAUAGAAAAACACUACAUGACCAAGUGGAAGAAAUGGGUGGCUCAAUUCUUUCAUGAGCAUUUCAGCAGCCCCUGGACUAUCCUGGCUUUCAUUGGUGCUCUCUUAGGGCUUUGGAUGACCGCGGUUCAGACGUGGUACACCGUCAAUUCUGAUACCCCUCCAUGUGAGGCCUUACUUGAGUACCUGAAAGCGCGCGGGCACUAAAAGGACUACGAGCAUGAUAAUUAUAAUGUAAUAUGCGUACGUAAGUUUGUUGUGAUCCCUUCAGCCUUUUUUCAGGUACUAAAAAUACAUUUGCUGCUUUGCAAUUUGUGUGCUACAUGGUUCUGUACGUCCCCCCAAUUACGACUUCUUCUAGAGGUUUUCACAAGUCAUAGCUUCUCAAGGGUCCUCUUUCCAUUUGGUAUUUUACUGUCACUGUCAGCAGAUGUGACUAAAAUAAGGCAAGUUGAACAUGUGUGCUUUUUUCUUAAUUUGGUGGAACUUUUUGUUUGAUUUUAGU
Prunus avium (sweet cherry) is the source of this 1961-nucleotide messenger RNA. Its product is annotated as UPF0481 protein At3g47200-like. The record is from RefSeq and is a predicted model, not a curated record. NCBI's taxonomy places the organism in Eukaryota, Viridiplantae, Streptophyta, Magnoliopsida, Rosales, Rosaceae.